Molecule: messenger RNA, 1628 nt
Organism: Drosophila bipectinata
Lineage: Eukaryota; Metazoa; Arthropoda; Insecta; Diptera; Drosophilidae
Product: luciferin 4-monooxygenase-like
Biological process (GO): fatty-acyl-CoA biosynthetic process; long-chain fatty acid metabolic process
Molecular function (GO): long-chain fatty acid-CoA ligase activity
Source: RefSeq, a predicted model, not a curated record
UUAUCUGCGAAAAGAUGCCCUAUACUCCAGUGAACUACUACAAUUCCGAUCUUAAGAUCUGGAGCGGAGACCAAGUAACGCACUACUUUGACCGCCAUUUAUCAAUUGGAGAAAUAAUCUUCAAGGAAAUGCAGAGACAUCCCAAACAAAUUGCUCAGAUUUCGGCAACGGAAAACACAAUACUGACUAGGCAAGAACUUCUGCAAAACACAAUGCAUGUGGCUAGUUUCAUGAGAUCUGAAGGCCUCCUCCAAACCGAUGUGGUUGGACUCAUUGCCAGGAACACCACCCAUUUACCCGCCGUGGCUUAUGCCUGUUUUUUCAAUGGAAUUGCUUUCCAUUCUUUAAACAUUACCUAUGACCGAAACACUAUCGAAAAGCUGUUCAACAUCACCAAGCCAAAACUGAUAUUCUGUGAUGGAGAUGAAUUCGAAAAAGUACGAGAGGCCACCUCUGAAUUGGAUGUGAAAAUCAUUACCAUGCGCAAUCACCAUUCGGAAUCUAUCACGAUCAAUGAAGUUCUGGACACUCCAAUCGAGGAUAAUUUUCAGCCCGCUGAAUUGGAACAGGGAAAUGAUCAGACGCUGGCCAUUCUGUGUUCCUCGGGCACCACUGGUAUUCCCAAGGCUGUCACCAUCUCCAAUAGCCGACAAAUUUUGGCGGCUAACCACCAUCUGACCACCUCGGAUAUUCAAUACUCCCACAACACCCUUGACUGGAUUACUGGUCUCCUGACCACUAUCACCUCAGGGGUAUAUAGCACAACUCGUAUCAUAGCGGAUAAUGCCUUUGAUCCUGUUUUUGCGAUGAAACUUAUUAAGGAUUACAAAGUCACUUGGAUCAUUCAACCACCUUCGGCUAUGGCUAUGAUGGUCAACACCCCGGAGUUUGAGACUUGUGAUCUAUCCAGUCUACGGUGCUACAUGUAUGGAGGAUCUCGAGCCUCCGUAGAAGUGCAGAACAGUAUAAGAAGUCGCCUGAGCCAGGACUGUUUACAAUUCGCCUAUGGCUUCACCGAGCUGGGCGCCAUGGCUACAAUCAACUUGCAUUAUGACCAGAAGCCCAAUUCGGUGGGUCGGUUGGUAAAUGGACUAAGGAUGAAGAUAAUCAACGACCAGGGUGAGUCACUGGGUCCCGAGGAGAUGGGAGAGGUGUGUAUUAGCAAUGGCCAGCACUGGAUGGGAUAUUUCGGAAAUCAACAGGAGACCCGAGAUAUGCGGGACCUCAAGCGGUGGUUCCACUCCGGUGACCUGGGCUACGUGGACCGCGAUGGCUUCCUGUACAUUAUGGAGCGCAAAAAGGAUAUGCUCAAGUAUCAGAACAUCAUGUACUAUCCAAAUGACAUCGAAGCCAUAAUAUCCCAAAUGCCAGAGGUAGCCGAGGUUUGUGUUUUCGGAGUGUGGAGCAAUAUCUAUGGAGAUGAGGCUGCCGCAUGUGUAGUCAAGAGACAAGGAUGUAGUCUUAGUGAACAGGAUGUGGUGGACUAUGUCCAGUCUCGUACGGACUCCAAGUAUAAGCAACUGAAUGCCGGAGCAAUCAUUGUAAACGAUCUGAUGCGAAGUGCCAACGGAAAAACUAAUCGCAUAGCCAACAAAGCACACUACCUUCAAGUCAAAAAUAGGAAUUAA